Molecule: messenger RNA, 1812 nt
Organism: Phycomyces blakesleeanus NRRL 1555(-)
Lineage: Eukaryota; Fungi; Mucoromycota; Mucoromycetes; Mucorales; Phycomycetaceae
Exons: 3
Coding region: 1-1428 (475 amino acids)
Source: RefSeq, a predicted model, not a curated record
AUGAGUUGUGUAGCUAGUUAUGCUGACUAUGAAUACGUCGAUCCAUCCAAAUCACACUUCUUAGCCACAGGCAAAGUUCAAUGCAAUUCACUUUGUUAUGAAGCAUUAGUUACCGUACCAAUGCUUUGUCCUGACCAAAAGUAUCCAUGUGCAAUUAAUUCAGGCACGACUCCUCAUUACAACAGACGAACUAAUAUUUCACGGCAUGCUUCGCGAAACUACAGCAAAGAGAUUCCGAUUUUCAAUGGACCCCAACACGAAUCAAGCUUUGAUUUAAAUUCAGUUUUUCAUUCCUUGCAUCACACUAGUAAUCCCCAGAGUGUCCUGUUCAAUGUCAGGAAACUCAUUUCUAUCAAUGGUCUCAAGGAGAUACUUAUCACACAGCUUGGUGCUGUUGACGCCUUUACCGCAAAGUAUACAAAGACGCGCGAUCUUAUUGCCGAAGUUCUAUUUGUGGAUCCUGCCAUUCGACUCAAAGCCAUUAAGCUUGGCAUUACUGUUCAGAAUACACCAAUACCUGCACUUCCUGUGUUCGGCUCAGGGAGCCCGCUUAUGAAGAUAGAUAUGUUUGGUAUUCCAAACUGCCACCCUGAGACUGAUCUUAAGGACUCAUUGAUUGAGGCCAUAGCACCCUUUGGAAAAGUAGUCUAUAUUUGCGUAUACCGUGAUCAGUACGAAAUAUUUUGUGGAAGGGCAUCAGCAUAUUUGGACACUUCCGCUUUACAAACCCCUCCGCCCUUGCGCCGCUUCAUUGAUCUCGGGAAACCAUUUGGUGCAUCUAUUGAGCUACAUGCUAAGGAAUUACCUAUUUUUUGCCGGUAUUGCAAAAAGGAUGGCCAUACAGUUUCAGAAUGUAUUCGUCUCCAGAACAAGCUUACCAAAGACCAGCUGGUUAAAAAGACUAGCCAGAAUAAAGAAUAUGAUACAUCCCCAUCUUAUCCACUUGCAAAAGAAGUUGAAACAACAUUGACAGAGAAUAUAACCAAUUCUAUUAAGGACAGAAAGAGCAAUGCCGACAUUACAACGGCCGAAGAAGAUAUGAUCAAAAUGAAAGGGGCGUUUGAUAAAAAGAUAUCCAGCAUGAAAGCUGCUGAGCCUACUCUAGAACCGAUUAUCACUACAAUGCCUGCAAACCAUAGAAGAGACAAUGAUUUGGACUUACUGGAAGUUCAGAUUGCAGAACUGAUAAACUCCAAUAGAAAUGUUCCCCAAGCGCCUUUAAAGCAGGACCUACAGUUUCUGAAACAUAGCCAUCCCUCUAGUUAUGAAUAUCCUGGCUUUUCUCAUGGAUGCCAAGAUUACAUUGAGUCUAGAAUUGGAUUAGAUAUUCCCGAUAUUUGCGAAAAAAAAUGUUGCACCAAAGAUUUUUGUGAACCAUCAGAGGCCAAUCCGUAUUUUCAGAAGAACAACCAUGAAAUGAGCAUUUGAAACUCUUUCGCUUGAUUAUCGUCUCCAGAAACUCGUUUAAACUAUCUAUAUUUCUAGCCUAUUUUAACUUUAUACAAUUUACCAGCCAAAAACACUAUAUAAUUCUUAAUUACCUUGAACCCUUGCUUACCUAAAAUUACUUUAUAUUAUUUUGUAUUACUCUUAUCACUUAUUAUUUAUCGUGUAUUAUUCGAUAGUCCUAAAGACCACCUUCAUGAAGAUUUUUUUUAUUUAUUUUAUUUUAUUUUAUUUUUAAAAAAGAUAAAUAAAUUUAAAGAUUUUGUUUUAUUCCUUUGUUUUCCUUUUAAUGGUUCUAAUUGCAGAAUUUUUCUUUUUUAGCUCUAGUCUUCAAAUAAACAGCCAAAAAGCAUCAUUUUGUUAAAU